AUGGAUACUGAUACCGACAUAGAAGAGGGUAUCAACGAUCAAAGAGACAGGGCGUCAGCCGGAGACCGAGACUACCAACAACCGCUAGCGGCACCACUAAUCGAGGCGGCAGAACUAGCCAAAUGGUCGUUCUAUAGAGCUAUCAUAGCGGAAUUCGUUGCCACCGGUUUGUUUCUUUACAUUACAGUUUCAACCGUCAUUGGUUACAAGAGAUCACAAAAUGACUCCACCAAGAAUAUUCCCGGUUACUGUGGUGGCGUUGGCCUUCUUGGCCUUGCAUGGGCUUUCGGUGGCAUGAUAUUUGUCCUUGUUUACAACACCGCUGGCAUCUCCGGUGGACAUCUGAACCCUGCGGUGACGUUUGCCCUACUAUUGGCUAGGAAGGUGACUAUCCCAAGGGCCAUUAUGUACAUCUUGGCUCAAUGUUCAGGUGCAACAUGUGGGUGUUGGUUAGUCAAGGCUUUUGAAAAGACUUAUUAUAUGGUCAAUGGUGGUGGUGUUAAUGAGCUGCAACAUGGCUAUGGUCGACUCACCGCAUUAGGGGCCGAGAUUAUUGGCACUUUUAUCCUUGUGUACACAGUACUCUCCACCACCGACCCAAAGAGAAACGCUCGUGAUUCCCAUGUUCCUGUAUUGGCACCAUUGCCUAUUGGAUUUGCGGUUUUCAUGGUUCACUUAGCCACAAUCCCAAUAACCGGAACCGGAAUCAACCCAGCCCGGAGUUUUGGGCCAGCGGUGAUGUACAACGAGAAAGAAACAUGGAAUGAUCAUUGGCUUUUUUGGGCUGGACCGAUGAUCGGGGCAGCUGGAGCGGAAUUUUACUAUGAACACAUUUUACGAGCACAUUUAACGUUGUACCGCGACCACCAUCAUAUUACCCGACGUUGA
Molecule: messenger RNA, 888 nt
Organism: Lactuca sativa (garden lettuce)
Lineage: Eukaryota; Viridiplantae; Streptophyta; Magnoliopsida; Asterales; Asteraceae
Product: aquaporin PIP2-1
Biological process (GO): transmembrane transport
Cellular component (GO): membrane
Molecular function (GO): channel activity
Source: RefSeq, a predicted model, not a curated record